Giardia duodenalis is the source of this 1467-nucleotide messenger RNA. RefSeq lists its product as uncharacterized. The record is from RefSeq and is a predicted model, not a curated record. NCBI's taxonomy places the organism in Eukaryota, Fornicata, Diplomonadida, Hexamitidae. The coding region runs from base 1 to 1467 and encodes 488 amino acids. The transcript has a single exon.
AUGUCUCAAGCCUUUGUCAACGAGAUAUUACAGCAGUACGACACCAGCAAGGAGCAAGUAACACCGAAAUCUCUGCUAACAUCGACGACAAGACGACCUUCGCUUACCCGCGCGUCGUCAUCUGUUCAAAGCCGAAGCAGGCAGAAACUCUCCAGCACAAGUAGCCAGCCUCGGUCACUUUCGCGUAAUACGGGCACCGGCCGGACGGCUCCACGUCCGGCUGGACAAAACACAGAUCAACCCUUGGCGCCAUUUACUCCUAUGAGCUUUACCGCAAGCUACAAAUCUCUACAUCCUCACCUGUAUGUGCAGUCAGAUCUUCCCAAAAUCUCAUUCAAACACAAGUACGACCUGGAGAUAGUCACGAAGAAAUACGAAGAAGUCACAUCUAACUUGAAUGAGCUGAAACAGACUAUCGUCACUCUCAGAGCCCGAGAAGACGUGGCCAAAAAGGAGCUUACAGAGGCUCAGAUCACAGUCGAGUCGCGAGCUAUGGAGAUCGCAGAUUUGCUUUGUAACUUACGUCAGAUUCUCCCCAAUGUAGUUGACAGAGAUAUCGCUUCAUAUAUGAAUAAGAUAGAUGGAUAUGUGGGUGAUCUGUGCUCAGACAUUGCAAUAAACAGGAUGGCCGGAAAGUCCCAAUUCCGCUUAUACUCUAAAACAAAUACCCUAAUCCAAAAUGGGCCAUCUGAUAACAUGCGGCAAUACCUGUAUAGGGGUAUAAAUUACAAUAAUAGGCAAGCAGAUAGAGCGACAGAGCAGAUUGUCGAGCUUCUUUCUGUCAUCGCAGAGCGCGAGGACAACCUUCGCACCAUGAAGAGACAUCUUGAUCCCCUCAUCGCAGAGAUGGAAUUCCUGGAGGCAGAAGUGGAGGAAAAAACCCAUGCUCAGGCUCUACUAUCAGUUGAAGAAGAGAAGGAGCGGAGCCUUAAGGAGGAACUAAGACAGGUUAAGGCCGCUUUACUGGACGCUAAGACACAGAUCAAUGCCCGCCUCACAGAAAAAGAGAUGGGGAAAAUGGCCCUUCCAGAUUACCUGAACGACGGGAAGGUGAUAGGAUACGUGGGUGAACACUUGUCCGGAAUUAGUGACAGUAUAAACGUAAGCGAUGCUGUUUGUCAUCCUGAAAUUAAGAUUGCCUUCACACGACUGUAUAACUAUGCGCUCUCUCUGGAGCAUCUGCAAGCCAAGCAUGGUAUACGCCCCGUGCACACCAGCACUACAAGCACCCCAGGUCUGUUUGCUACUUUUGAAAAACACCGGACAGCAAGUCUUCGUCUCAAUGCACUAAACAAGGACCGAUACAAUGAAGCACUGGAAACAGCUCCUACAGAAUUUCCAUUCAAUAAUAGUGGUCAAUCUCGAUACCACGAAUCCAGGGGUAGUAUCGAAAAUGACAUUGGGUUACCAGUAUAUGAAACGAUAAUCGAUCAACAGCAUACAAAUCAGAGAGAAAAGCUCACUUAG